AACAGCUUAACUAUGGCUAGCUAGCAAAAAGUCACAACUGGAUAGGAUAUCAAUUAGCAAGCAGCAGGUUAGCGACCCACCUUUUCAUUUUCAAGAUAGACAACAGUGGAAGCCUUGCUACAUAUACCGCCCUUCCAUUUCAUUUGCCCUACAGCAUUCAGCUCUUGCCUUCCUAUACUCCUUUGAGAACACGCUCUCUUUGUUUUUCCUGGUUUCUUGAAUGGAUCUUGUAGCUGCUUUUAGUUUUAUUUUCUUUGGUUUUACCAUCUUGUUCUCUUUGUUUUCUUUCUUGAUAUAUGUUUUGAGGCUGAAACCAUGGUGUAAUUGUGAUGUUUGCAAGACCUAUCUUUCUUCAAGCUGGACCAAAGAUUUUGCUAAUCUUUGUGAUUGGUACACUCACCUUCUUAGAAAAUCAAAAACUGGUACUAUUCAUGUCCAUGUUCUUGGCAACAUCAUCACUGCUAAUCCUGAAAAUGUUGAGCACAUGCUCAAGACGAAAUUUGAGAACUACCCAAAAGGGAAACCUUUCUCUGCACUCUUGGGUGAUCUUUUGGGUAGAGGUAUUUUUAAUGUUGAUGGUGAUCAUUGGAAGUUUCAGAGGAAAAUGGCAAGCUUGGAAUUAGGGAGUGUUUCCAUAAGAAUGCAUGCUUUUGAUCUCAUAAUGUCUGAGAUUCGUAGCAGGCUACUUCCUCUCUUGUCAUCAGUUGCUGAUGAACAACGAGUUUUGGAUUUGCAAGAUGUGUUCAGAAGAUUUUCUUUUGAUAACAUUUGCAAAUUCUCAUUUGGGUUAGACCCCGGAUGCCUCGAGUUAUCUUUGCCUGCUUGUAAAUUUGCUGCAGCUUUUGAUACCGCAUCAAAGUUAUCUGCUGAGCGAGCCCUAGCGCCAUCACCAAUAGUCUGGAAGAUCAAGAGGCUACUAAGCAUAGGCUCAGAAAAGGAACUUAAAGAAGCAAUCAAGAAGGUGAAUGAGUUAGCUGAGGGAAUGAUAAAUGAAAGGCGAAAAGCAGGCUUCUCUAAGAACAAUGAUUUGCUAUCAAGAUUCAUGACGUCCAUAACUGAUGAGAAGUAUCUCCGAGACAUUGUUGUAAGCUUUCUCUUAGCCGGUCGCGACACUGUUGCUUCAGGCCUAACCAGUUUCUUCUGGCUAUUAUCACAACGUCCAGAAGUGGAGUCAGCAAUUCGAGCGGAGACAGAAAAGGUCAUGGGGUUGAAUCAAGACCUUCCUAGCUUUCAAGAAAUGCGUGAAAUGCAUUGCCUAAAUGCUGCAGUUCAUGAAAGUUUGAGACUGUACCCCCCAGUACAAUUCGAUUCUAAGUUUUCUCAAGAGGAUGAUAUACUUCCUGACGGUACAUUUGUGCCUAAAGGGACUAGAGUAACAUAUCAUCAAUAUGCAAUGGGUCGAAUGGAGCAGAUUUGGGGACCGGAUUGUCUCGAAUUCAAGCCUGAAAGAUGGUUAAAGAAUGGAGUUUUUGUGCCCGCAAAUCCUUUUAAGUAUACUGUUUUCCAUGCUGGGGUUAGGAUUUGCUUAGGCAAGGAAAUGGCCCUAGUGGAGAUGAAAGCUGUUGCUCUUGCUAUAAUCCGAGGGUUUAACACCCGGGUUGUGGAUCCGAAUCAAGUACCAAGAUUCAGCCCGGGUCUUACAGCCACCGUUAGAGGUGGCUUACCGGUUGUGGUUCAAGAAAGGGAAGCCUGAAAACACAUCAGCUGCCUAACAAUUUUAGGACAUGCAUGUAGGGCAUGCCCUUAGAGGUUAUUGGCAGACAGAUGAUUUUAAUGGGUCAAAUAGGCGCAUGUGCCCUUGUGGUGGCUAUUGGUCAGUGCACAUGACCUUGAAAUGCUGUACAUAUUAGCUUAAUUGGAUGUUCUCUUUUCUUCUUUCUUUCGUUCUUUCUUUAUGCAAGUAUAUAUGGAAUGUUAUGUCUCCUCUCCUUUUUAACUA
Molecule: messenger RNA, 1939 nt
Organism: Populus nigra (black poplar)
Lineage: Eukaryota; Viridiplantae; Streptophyta; Magnoliopsida; Malpighiales; Salicaceae
Product: cytochrome P450 94C1-like
Exons: 1
Coding region: 221-1693 (490 amino acids)
Molecular function (GO): monooxygenase activity; oxidoreductase activity, acting on paired donors, with incorporation or reduction of molecular oxygen; iron ion binding
Source: RefSeq, a predicted model, not a curated record